UCUCUGAAGAGAAGUUUGUAGAAGUUUCUGGAAAUAUAUCGAGUCUGUCGGGAUCGGAUAGUGAUGAUGCCGAAAAGUCCGACGGCGAUACCAGCAGCAGCGAUGUCUACAGCAGUCCUCAACGGAGGAGACUCUCUGUUCUCCCUCAUUGUAUCAAUUCUCCCAUGCGACGUGAGAGGUCGGCGAGUGUAACUUCGACUGAUACGGAAACAGACGAUUCCGAACGUCCGGACAAGAAUAGUGUCACGCAGUCUCGAUUACAACCGAAACUGUAUUUUAGAAACCAGUUUCACAAAAUUAUUGCUUUGUAUAGAUGCGUAGUACAUGGGAAACAGGUAAUAAUGAAUGUUCCAAAAAAUCAACGGGAUUUGUUAAACAUGGUAACGGCUAUCCCCAAUCAAAUGUAUUGGGCCAUUAUUUUGAUCGGAGGGGGCCAUUUUGCUGCUGCCGUAUACAAUCAAUCCGAAAUAAUACUGCACAAAACUUUUCAUCGCUACACGGUGAGAGCAAAACAGGGAAGUGCCCAGAGCUCUAGGGACGGAAAGCACGGAGGCAGUCAGCCGAAGUCAGCGGGCGCAUCUCUUCGCAGACAUAAUGAGGCAUCUUUAGUGAAAGAAAUUCAGGAUUUGUUGCAAAGUUGGAACACUGAUUUACAGAAGUGCAGUUGCAUAUUCUAUCGCGCCCCUAGUUUCAACAGGGUCACUCUCUUUAGAGGAAAGAAUCCGCCUUUUAAGAAAGAUGACUGCCGUUUAAGAAACAUCCCAUUUCCGACCAGAAGGGCCACUUUUAAGGAAGUGCAGAGAGUUUACAGAUUGUUAUCGACGCUUGAAUGCUUUGGAGAUGUUUCAGAAGAGGAUAAACAAAUUCCAAAAUCACCCAAAGUGUAUUUAGGCUCAAAGAAAGUUAAAAAGAAAUCUUCAGACUUGUCUCUGAAUUGUGGAAAUCUGGAUAAAAUUCAGGACUCCGAAAACUCGAAGAGUGGAAAACAGAGAUUCAGGAAACCUGCAACAAAUAAAAAAGAAGGUUAUAAAUAUAAAACAGAAGGGAUUGUUCUUGCAGAAGAAAAGUCAGAAUUAAGUGAUAGCAAACUGUCAGAUUUGGAUAACAGCAUGGAAUUUCAGUUGGUAGAAGAAAUGAUUACAACGUCAGAUCUAAAAGAAAUGACGGUACCAAAGCGAAGAAAGCAUAAAUCUAGGAAGAAUUCUCUUACGAAACGACAACAAGAUCCGGCUAUGGAUGUUUUAAGUGAAGAAAACUAUCUCAUGAAGAGUGCACUGUACACUGCUUGUCAGACAGGCGAUGUACAAGAACUAGAAAAACUGUUAAAUAUUUUGAAAAGUAGAAUGUUACCAGUGGAUACAAAGAAGGAAGAUCUUAAUGAUAAGUGUAAUUCUAGUCAAAACAGUAUUACUUUAAGGAAUUGUGACAAAGUUCAGACCGAAGAACCCAGAAUGCAUGACAAUAGUACUUCAGAUAUUGAAAUUGAAUACAAUUCAAAUGAAAGUUUGAAGCAGGAUGAGACAAAAGUUUAUUUUUCUGUUAAUGAUGAUAAAGAAAUGAAACUGGAUUUCUCACCAGUUCAAGAUGGCAAUCCAAAGCCAAAUAGAAUUUUAAAUAUGGAUUUAUCUAGUUCAAAACCUAGUAAAAGGCGUAACAAGAGUGGAACGGGAGGCGAAUUUAAUUCUCCGUUGUUAACUGUCGACGUGCUGAACGAAGUGAUAAGUGACGGAGGUGCUACGCUUCUUCACGUUGCCACAAAAGAGGGACAUCAAGGAGUAGUCAAGAUGUUAAUGGAGUGUGGAGCCAAUCCUACAUUGAGGGAUAAACGAGGAUUAACGCCUUACAUGGCAUCUAAUGAUCGUGAAAUGAGGAAUGUGUACCGUCGUUUCAUGGCCGAAAAUCCCAACAGAUUUGACUACAAGAGUGCAGAGAUUCCAAGUCCUUUAUCGGAAGAAAUGAUGGCGGAACGCCUGGAGAAGAAGAAGGAAAAGCAAAAAUUAAAAAAAGAGCGGCUGAAGGAAAAGAAGGCAGUUGAAAUGCAAAAGAAGUUAGAAGAGGAAGAGAAGAAAAGAUAUCUUUCACUCAGUGACAGAGAAAAGAGAGCUCUGGCCGCCGAGAGACGCUACCUCGGUCAUCUUUCGCAGACGGGUCAACCCACGGUCGUUCUAAGUCGCUGUUUCCAGUGCGGAGUAGACAUCACGGGCAAGACUCCCUUCGAAUAUAACGACAGCAGAUUCUGCAGCACGGAGUGCGUAAAGAGCCACCGAAAGUGCGGAAAAUCCUGAUACCCGUCCUUCCUAAUCACUCGCAGCUUUUAAUCAAAAACCUCAUCGGAAUCACUGAUUUUAUUUUGUUACGAAAUCAUUUGUUAUAUACACUUAUAUACAUUUUAAAGCUUUUAAUAUAUUUUAUUUGUUUUAAGUCAAUGGGAAAAAAAAUUAAAUUUAUUUUUAAUAUU
Centruroides sculpturatus (bark scorpion) is the source of this 2458-nucleotide messenger RNA. Its product is annotated as ankyrin repeat and zinc finger domain-containing protein 1-like. The record is from RefSeq and is a predicted model, not a curated record. The transcript has 13 exons. NCBI's taxonomy places the organism in Eukaryota, Metazoa, Arthropoda, Arachnida, Scorpiones, Buthidae. The coding region runs from base 165 to 2285 and encodes 706 amino acids. Gene Ontology annotation, molecular function: protein binding.